Molecule: messenger RNA, 729 nt
Organism: Drosophila willistoni
Lineage: Eukaryota; Metazoa; Arthropoda; Insecta; Diptera; Drosophilidae
Product: odorant receptor 82a
Exons: 4
Coding region: 1-729 (242 amino acids)
Biological process (GO): sensory perception of smell; detection of chemical stimulus involved in sensory perception of smell
Cellular component (GO): plasma membrane
Molecular function (GO): odorant binding; olfactory receptor activity
Source: RefSeq, a predicted model, not a curated record
AUGAUGAGCAGUUUAAGGAAUUUGUAUAAGAAAUCUAAGGAUAGAAAGUCAAAGGACUACAAUUACGUCACACGGGCAAAUACAUUGGCCAGUCGCCUGAGUCGCUCCUAUUUGAUCUCCUGCAGUUGCACGGGUCUUUACUUUAUGUUGGGACCUAUUCUAAAGAUUAUUACCAAUAAGUUAAGAAGUGUUACCUAUAUACGAGAGUUACCCAUGCCAAUGAAAUUUCCCUUUAACACCGAGAAUAGUCCUGGCUAUGAGAUUGGAUUUGUCUACACGGCUGUCUUUACCACUAUUGUCGUGGUCUAUGCGUCAGCCAUCGAUGGUUUAUUUAUCUCCUUUGCCAUUAAUUUACGUGGCCAUUUUCAGGCUCUUCAGCAUGAUAUACGCAAAGCGGUUUACAAUGACACCAAAGUCGAUCCACAAGCGACUAUCAUAUCCUUAGUGGAUUAUCAUGUAGAACUCUUGAGCCUUUCUAAACAACUACGUUUGAUCUAUAUGCCCAUUGUGUUUGGACAGUUUUUGAUCACUUCCUUGCAGGUGGGCGUUAUAAUCUAUCAAAUGUUUACGAGCUUUGAAAUCGGUGUGGCGCUUCAAUUGAGCGAUUGGCAUUUGGCUACUCCCCAUCAGAGACGUUCGUUGGCUUUUAUCAUGUUACGUUCCCAGAAAAAAGUCGUCAUUAAGGCAGGAUUCUAUGAGGCUUCUUUGGCCAACUUUUUAGCGGUAUAA